Molecule: messenger RNA, 1393 nt
Organism: Emericellopsis atlantica
Lineage: Eukaryota; Fungi; Ascomycota; Sordariomycetes; Hypocreales; Bionectriaceae
Product: serine-threonine protein kinase 19-domain-containing protein
Exons: 1
Coding region: 204-1313 (369 amino acids)
Biological process (GO): positive regulation of Ras protein signal transduction; protein phosphorylation
Molecular function (GO): protein serine/threonine kinase activity
Source: RefSeq, a predicted model, not a curated record
UUCAGGAGUCUUCACGAUCACUCACCGAAGGCUUAACUAUCAUCAUUUUCCCACUCUCAAAUUAGACACGCUGCUCCCGCUCAAAUCGCUCUUCACGGGCCCAGCCCAUCACAAAAAAAAGCAACAGGCAGCCGCCGCUUAUACAAGUUGAGCGCGCGGCCUUACCAGUGCCUAGAGUACAUCCGCCCAAGUGCCUCACAGCCAUGCCAUCAAGUCUCAGAUCCAUACUUGGAAAAUCAAAUCGCAUCUCCAAGCCAUCGUCCACCUCCAAAUCGCCCUCUCAAAGCCCACAAAAACGGUCAUCACCUCAAAAACGCCCCAACGCCAGGCCAAAGUCACGAAAGGAGGAAGAUGACGAGCUCAUAUCACCACUCGAAGACUGCGGUGUGGCCAAGCUACUAUCGGAGCACGACUUGGUCCUGCGAGAUGUCGUACAGGCAAUGCGCUACAUCAAGAACCACAUGUUCUCCCCUGUUCCUGAUCGUGGGUUCCACUCCACGAGGACAGCAGAGCUGCUGAAUUUUAGGCGCUGCAUCCCCGGCAUAGUCACCAUGGGACACUUGCACGCGAUUCUGGAUUCCCCCACCAGUACGGAGAGGGAGGUCGUGGAGCUGAUCAGCAAGGGCGUCCUGCGGAAGAUACGGAUCGAGAGACGAGGCGGGAUGGGCGAAGCGCUUGUUGAGACGGCAGACUAUCACAUGAUGAUCGAAGACUCAUCGCUGGACGAGGAAGUCAAAACCACGUACAGGAAAUACCUCAAGGAGAAUCCAUCUGUCCAGGUCAUCCCCGCCGGGAGCCUUUCGCCCUCCCACGCCGAUGCUCUCAUCCGCUUGGGAUUUCUGACCGGGUCCGGGCCGAGUGGUAACCCUUUCACGACCCUCUCUGUCCGCCCCGAAGAUCGGACAACAGUCACCUCUAUCGAGCGGAUAUCCAGACAUGCGUCUGGAAGCGUCUCCGCGGUGGGGGGCCACAUGGCAGUGCACCUCGCUGGUGGAACACCGGGGCUCUCCAGGUCCAACUCGUCCUCUUUCGGGGACUUGAGGAUUGCGAUUCCCGGCAACGGGGCGUACCUGAAGCUGGCGGCUGGCGGCGUGGAUUGGAUCAAAGAUGCGCUGGCACGGACAAAGUGGGGAGAGGCCCCUGAGAGCAGCUUGAAAGACCGGUUCCAAGGGGGCGGUCUCUAUGGACCGAGAUGGAAGGACCUGUGGGGAUUGGAGUGGGAGUGGGCGCUGGGCGAGGCCAUUGGGUUGGGUGUUGUCGAGAUAUUUGACACCGGCAGUGUUGGCAGAGGUGUCAGAGCCAUUGGAGGUUGAGUGCUGUUGUUAUUGAAGCAGAGGCGUCUCUGUGGCAAUACAGUGUCUGUCUGAGACCAACAUGAGCCUGUGUAUUACCU